Messenger RNA from Talaromyces stipitatus ATCC 10500, 1254 nucleotides. RefSeq names its product salicylate hydroxylase, putative. Bases 1 to 1254 code for a protein of 417 amino acids. Lineage: Eukaryota; Fungi; Ascomycota; Eurotiomycetes; Eurotiales; Trichocomaceae. The record is from RefSeq and is a predicted model, not a curated record. The transcript is spliced from 7 exons. Gene Ontology annotation, molecular function: monooxygenase activity; FAD binding.
AUGCCUUUGGAAGUCAUCAUAGUUGGGGCUGGUAUUGCCGGCCUCUGCGCAGCAGUAUCUCUAUGUGAAGCAGGACAUUCCGUUAGAAUCUUUGAAAAGUCCAAAUUUGCAGCAGAGAUUGGUGCUGCAGUAGUUCUGAGCCCCAAUGCUGUCAGAGUCCUUUCUACAUUCGGAUUCUCGUGCGAGAGGGCUCAAGCCCGUCAGUUACAGAUGUGGGAAACUGUUGAUGGGACGAAUCUGGGGCUUAUUGGAAAGAUAGAUCACAGAGAGGCUGAACAGAAAUACGGCGCGCCGCUUUACGCAAUACACCGAGUUGACUUGCACAAUGAGCUGUUGCGGUUAAUAAGCCAAGAAUCCAAGAAACCAGCUACUAUUCAUCUACACUCUAAAGUAGUGGAUACUGACCCUGAGAAGGGUAUGAUUGAGCUUGAGGAUGGUACUAAGCAUUAUGCAGAUUUGAUCGUGGCUGCGGAUGGGUUACGUUCAGUUUUGAGGAAAGCUGUCUUUAGGGGCAAAGAUGUUAAUGAAAAACCAACAGGUCUUAGCGCUUUCAGAUUUCUGAUUCCUACUUCGACACUAGAAAGUCAACCCAGCCUGGCUGACUUGCGGCAAUGGAAGGAGCCUGGAGUGACAAUCAUAGCUGAUACAAAGGACACUGUAAACGAAAGGCAUAUGGUUUGGUAUGACUGCCGCAAUGGAGAAGUGCAAAAUUUAGUGGGAAUUCACCCAACACGAACCAUUCCUGGUAAUGGUGACAAUCUGGAAGAUACCAAAGCAUCCAUGCUUGAAGAGUUUGCUCAUUUUCACCCUGAUCUCCUCGAGUUGAUCAGAAUUGCUACAGACAUUACAUAUUGGCCACUAUCAAUUCAUGACCCUCUUCCUCGGUGGUCUUAUGGUAGAGUUGUUCUUAUUGGUGACGCCGCUCAUCCAAUGCUACCCUUUGGUGGUCAAGGGUCGAAUCAAGCAAUAGAAGAUGGUGGUGCGCUGGGAUACUUACUACGCGACGUGGACAAUCAUGCAGAAAUUGCCAGUAGACUUGCUUUAUUUGAGCAAGUACGACGCAAAAGAGCUUCAAGGGUACAGAUACUAUCAAAUGCUAGAGUUGGACAGGAAAAGACCGUCGAAGAAGAGCUUAAAAAAUAUGCUGAUCCACCAGGCUCAGCGGUUCCUACAUCCCAUGCAGAGCGCACAAUGCAUGAUUUUGGGUUUGUUUCUUCUUUCUUUGAUCUCCGAGAUAAUGUAAACAGUACCUAA